Molecule: messenger RNA, 1342 nt
Organism: Scomber scombrus (Atlantic mackerel)
Lineage: Eukaryota; Metazoa; Chordata; Actinopteri; Scombriformes; Scombridae
Gene: camk1da
Product: calcium/calmodulin-dependent protein kinase 1Da
Exons: 11
Coding region: 41-1342 (433 amino acids)
Biological process (GO): peptidyl-serine phosphorylation
Cellular component (GO): intracellular anatomical structure; cytoplasm
Molecular function (GO): calmodulin binding; calcium/calmodulin-dependent protein kinase activity; ATP binding
Source: RefSeq, a predicted model, not a curated record
AGCCCACUGUCGGUCGGACCUCGGCCGGUGAAGCAGCGCCAUGGCUCGGGAGAACGGAGACACCGGCAGAGGAGAGACGUGGAAAAAACAAGUCGACGACAUUAAGAAAAUAUUUCAUUUAAAAGAAGUCCUCGGCACAGGGGCGUUUUCUGAGGUGAUCCUGGCUCAGGAGAAGCUGACCGGACGGAUGUUUGCGGUGAAGUGCAUCCCGAAAAAGGCUCUGAAGGGGAAGGAGAGCAGCAUCGAGAACGAGAUCGCCGUGCUGAGGAAGAUCAAGCACGAAAACAUUGUGGCGCUGGAAGACAUCUACGAGAGUCCUGACCACCUCUACCUGAUCAUGCAACUGGUGUCCGGCGGCGAACUGUUCGACCGAAUCGUGGAAAAAGGUUUCUAUACGGAGAAAGAUGCGAGCACGCUGAUCCGGCAAGUCCUGGACGCUGUUAACUAUCUGCACAAGAUGGGCAUUGUACACCGAGACCUGAAGCCGGAGAACCUGCUGUAUUUUAAUCCUCAAGACGAGUCAAAGAUCAUGAUCAGCGACUUCGGUCUUUCAAAGAUGGAGGGCAGCGGCGAUGUAAUGUCCACCGCCUGCGGCACACCGGGAUAUGUUGCUCCAGAGGUUCUCGCCCAGAAGCCAUACAGCAAGGCAGUGGACUGCUGGUCCAUUGGAGUGAUUGCCUAUAUCUUGCUGUGUGGUUAUCCACCGUUCUACGAUGAAAAUGACUCCAAGCUGUUCGAACAGAUCCUGAAAGCCGACUAUGAGUUUGAUGCACCGUACUGGGACGACAUAUCAGAUUCAGCCAAGGAUUUUAUCGGCAGUCUGAUGGAAAAAGAUCCAUCCAAACGUUUCACCUGUGAUCAGGCGCUCAGACACCCCUGGAUCGCCGGGGAUACGGCUCUCUGCAAGAACAUCCACGAGUCCGUCAGUCGGCAGAUCAGAAAGAAUUUUGCCAAGAGCAAAUGGAGGCAAGCGUUCAAUGCCACUGCGGUGGUUCGGCACAUGAGACGGCUGCAGCUUGGCAGUAGCAUGGGGAGCAGCAUGGACGCCUCCAACCCGCUGACCAGGCCGGGCCAGGCUCAGAAGCCUGUCCAGAGCCAGGCAGGCCAAAUCCAGCCAGCUCAGAGCCAAAACACUGGCCAGGCAGCACAGAGCACCAAUUCAGCUGCCAGCAAAACCUCUUCCAUAGACAACAACAUAGCAGCUCCACGUAAGGAAUGUGUAACCACACCAGCCACGCCCUGCAGCCUGGCAUCUGCAGCCUCUUCUCCUGCUGCGGGGGCUGAGCUGAGCCGGCCACAUCCCUCAGUGGUCCCCGCCCCAGUGCUGACGGAGACCAAGUGA